Patella vulgata (common limpet) is the source of this 2438-nucleotide messenger RNA. Its product is annotated as checkpoint protein HUS1. Gene Ontology annotation, biological process: mitotic DNA replication checkpoint signaling; double-strand break repair via homologous recombination; nucleotide-excision repair. The record is from RefSeq and is a predicted model, not a curated record. The coding region runs from base 89 to 949 and encodes 286 amino acids. NCBI's taxonomy places the organism in Eukaryota, Metazoa, Mollusca, Gastropoda, Patellidae. Gene Ontology annotation, cellular component: checkpoint clamp complex; nucleolus; site of double-strand break. The transcript is spliced from 8 exons.
UGACUCUCAAAAUGGCGCGUACAUUUCAAAGCAAAAACACGAGACUGUGUCGUCUUCUUCCUUGAUUGUUUGUAUUCUGUAUUACAAGAUGAAGUUUAGAGGGAAAUUAGUUGAUGUAGGGUGCAUCCAACAUUUUACAAGAAUUGUAGGAACUGUAUCGAAGAUGAUAAAAUCCUGUGUUUUAAGAAUCACUGUAGAUAAGUUAUAUUUUAUUCUGACAGAGCAGGCUGUUAGUGGCGGUGUUCAAAUCUGGUGUGAAUUACCACAGGGUCAUUUUUUUGAUGAGUUCGCCAUGGAAGGGGUAUCAGAAGAAGACAAUGAAAUAUUUUUAGAAUUGUCCCCAGAAAAUCUUCUCCGUGCAAUGAAAACAACACAGACGGCGAAAUGGGUGAAAUUAAAAUUGACCAAGAAACAUCUGCCAUGUUUGACUGUUGAAGGAGAUCUGCCAACGAUUGGAUCUCAUCAGCGAUUGGUUGUACAUGAUAUACCUGUGCAUGUGGUUGCUAGGAGACACUGGCAAGACUACCAGGAACCACUGAUGCCAGAAAUAGACGUUUCUAUAUCGAUGCCACAGAUCCGAUUAUUACGGAAUGUUAUCGAUAAAAUGAAGAAUCUCAGUAACUAUGUGGUGAUAUCAGCUAAUAAGAAUGGAGAAAUGAAACUACAAGUAGAGACAGACAUGGUAUCAAUCAGUACGCACUUCUCCGAUCUCAUCAACCCAACUACAAGAAAAGACGGAGCCUCUCAAACAUCAUCUCAGAGUUCUAGAGAUCCGUCAGAAUUUGCAGAAGGUAGAAUCGAUAUCCGCAGAUUUUCUCAGUUUUUAUCUAGUCAACAAGUCAACCCUCAACGAGUUGUUUGUAACAUUGUAGAAAACAAAAUGGUUCAUUUCUACCUGAUCCAUGAUGAUGUUUCCCUCCAAUAUUUCAUGCCUGCUGUGGCCGGUUAAUCAAGACAACACUUAGACAAUCUUCUUUAUUAUUGUUUUGCAUUUCUAAACAGUGCUCAUACCUGUGUUGUGACAAACAAGACUACCGGUGGAAACCCAGAUGAAUAUUAUCCAGACUCUGGAAUGAGGUCCAGGUGGUUAAUUAUGUAACGGUCAUAUAAUCCAAGACUACCAAUAGAAGCCAGUCAAGUUGAUUAUGAUGAGGUCAUGUAGUCCAAGACUACUGCAUGGUCUAACAAGCGUUUUGUGUUAGAGAAGUUUCUACAGAAGACCCAGUGCGACCAUGAUCAAGUAUAUAUGACAGAGACGGCUUUGACCCAGUUUUUGUAAACUUAAACAUACAUUAUGCAAGAGCGAAAUCUGCCUAUUACAGAUCUUUAGGCCUGAAAUGUUAUCUUAAUUAUUCAUUAGACAUUAAUUAACUUAUCCAGACCAUAAUCAACUCUCAAUGUCACCGUUAGCCUGCGAUGUUUAUUGGAUUAGGUUAUUAUUUGCUGUUCGACUUCCAUUCCUGAUUUAAUCUUGAAAUGCUAAAUCUGCCUAUUAAAGGUCAUUCUUUUGGCCUGAAAUGUUAUCUUAAUUAUUCAUUACACCUUAAUUAACUUAUCAAGAGCAUAAUCAACCCUCGAUGCCAACGGAUAGCUCCGAUAUUGAGUGAAUUUGAAUAGUUUUACAGUUGAUGAAAAAAACAUAAGAAUGGAUAAUCAAGACUUUUUUUUUUAAUUAUCGUAACAACGGUAGCAGUGACAAUCAAGGCUACAGUUGUCAGCUCUUUAUCUUAAUCUUAAGUAAUGCAUCUUGGACAUUUCUACCUUGUCUGAUGGAGACUCUAGGGGUAGUAAGUCUUGAAUUACUGCAAUAGUUCAUCAUCUUUGUGUUCAAUUGACACAAGCUAAGCCAGUGAUUCUCAACCAGUGUGCCGCGACACACAGGUGUGCCGCAAGAUCUUCCUAGGUGUGCCGCGGAAUUUUGAACGACACACCAAGAAAAUGUGAAAAACCAGAUGAUCCCAAUUGAGUAUUCAUUGGUGUCUACUGUUAAGUUGAUAGCUGUGUUUUUAUUUUGCAAAAUUCGAUAUUUUUCAUAUAUAUAUUAGUCAGGUGUGCCACUAUGUUUUCAUGUGUUCCAAGGUGUGCCAUUGGCAAAAAAGGUUGAGAACCACUGAGCUAGGCAAAUCCAAACAUUCGUUUGCGCAUAGAGAUCUUAACAAAUUGGGUCGAAAUCAACACAUUGACAGGCGAUCUUACACUUUGCUGUGUACAAACUUGGUUUUUAAACUGAGUCACUUGACUCAUUGACAGACCUUAAGAUAUAUAGUGUAUGAAUCAGAUCAUCAGGUCUAUCAUUGAGUCAACCACCCAACAGCCAUUUGCAAAGAGUGUGGGCGUGAUUGUGGACAACAACAAAGAAUCAUAAGUAUAACUUAUUUCUAAUAUCAAUUCAGAUUAUUGUGCUAUAUUUUCAACAUUAAAUUGUUUUUUGUUUGUUU